Molecule: messenger RNA, 1368 nt
Organism: Theobroma umbraticum
Lineage: Eukaryota; Viridiplantae; Streptophyta; Magnoliopsida; Malvales; Malvaceae
Product: aspartic proteinase CDR1-like
Biological process (GO): proteolysis
Cellular component (GO): extracellular region
Molecular function (GO): aspartic-type endopeptidase activity
Source: RefSeq, a predicted model, not a curated record
AUGGAUUCAACACCACCUUCAUUCGCGGUAUUGUUUCCCUUGCUCUUUUUAACCAUGACAAAUUUCUUAGCAUUGCCUAAUUCCGCCACGAGGAUUGCCUCCACCAUGAAACCUCGACGCCUACAUGCUAAACUUUUUCACUACAACUCCAUUUUCUCUCCAACCUACAACCCUGCUGAUACAGUAGCAGAUCAUGCAACCUACAUGGUGCAAAAUUCAGCUGCUCGUCUUGCCUACAUACGAUCAAAAGUUAGGACGAGUUUAGCCAGCAGUAACGAUGUUCAAACCCAUCUUGACAUCGAUAGAGGAAUCUUUCUUGUGAAAUUUUCUAUAGGGCAGCCCCCUGUUCCCCAGCUUGCUGUGAUGGAUACUGGCAGCACGCUCUUGUGGGUUGAAUGCAAGCGUUGCAUGAGCACAAACGACUGUUUCGAUCCUUCCAAGUCCUCCUCAUAUGCAACUACGUCAUGCGAAGAUGCAAAGUGUGACUCUUUGCCUCGCAAAAGCUGCGAUACUGAUUCAAAUCAGUGCAAGUUUUCGAUAGCAUAUGAAAACCUCUUUUCAACUGACGGAGUUCUUUCGACCGACCAAUUUACCUUCGAGACAUUUGAUGAGGGCAGCGUUGUGGUGCCUAAUGUGAGUUUCGGCUGUAGCACUACUGGAGCCAUAAGAGGGAGGAAAUUCAAUGGGAUUUUCGGACUUGGUGAUUCUCCAACAUCUCUAGUCACCAAGCUGGGAAACAAGUUUUCCUAUUGCAUUGGAAACAUGAACGAUCAGGAGUAUAGGUACAAUAGGUUAGUUAUUGGUGAUGGGGCAGACAUUGAAGGUUAUUCAACGCCUUUCGAAAUGUACAGGGGCCUUUACUAUGUUACCCUUGAAGGUGCAAGUAUGGGGGACUUAAGACUUCAAUUUGAUCCCAAUGUAUUUAAGAGGACUCCCCAGGGCUCUGGUGGAAUGAUAAUCGACUCUGGAGCAGAGUUGAGUUAUAUACCGGAAACCGAGUACAGUGAACUAUACGGCAACAUCCGUCUCUUACUAGAUGGGUUCCUGCAACGAGUUAUAUAUGAAACAGAGCGCUGGUCAUUGUGUUACAAUGGAAGUGUGAAUCGAGAUCUUGUCGGAUUUCCCGCUGUGACAUUUCAUUUGGCAGAGGGAGCUGAUUUGGUUUUGGAUACAGGAAGCUUGUUCUAUUAUAAAGAACCACAAGUAUUUUGCUUGGCUAUCCAUCCAGUUAGAUCCUUUGACAUUCCUGAACCUGAUAUCCUCUCUAUAAUUGGAAUAAGGGCACAACAGAAUUACAAUGUGGCUUAUGAUCUUACCGGCCAAAAGUUAUAUCUGCAAAGGAUGGAUUGCCAACUUCUUGAUGAUUGA